AUGUGGUUUGUUAAUGCCAAGGAUGGGGCUCCUGUUUGGGCUAAAAGGCCUACAGGGGGAGAUACUUGUAUACUUCAAGCAUUUGGUGCCCUGGGGUCGGUGAGUGCGGCCAAGGAGGAAAAGUAUUACAGCUUCAUUGGCAAACAGGCAGUGAUACCUGUACUUGUUUCUGCUGACCAGUUGGAAGCAAAACUCAGGUUACUGGAGUCUCGAGUCAAUAAUGAAGACAGAUCCAAAAAGCUAUCUGUUCUGGGACCAGAGGAAGUUCUCAGAUUCCUUGAGGAGUCAAAGACAAGAGAGCAAUUGCUUCCUGGUGGAUUGCUGGUUCAAAGUUGGUCUCCUAUUGCCGCUCAGAAGUCCAACCUAGAUCUUCUACUGAAACGAGAGCUUGUCUGGAUUUAUUCACAUCCUGAGGAUUCUAGUGACUCUGCAUCUUCUUCCAAGGUCACACCUGGCAGUAAUGGCCCCCAAGCCUCUCCAGAAGGGUUUCUUAGCCUUGGUUCUCAACCAUAUCCAAUGCCUUUUGCAGACAGAUUAUGCUAUAUAGAUAUCGACCUGUUUGGAAAUGAUCCAUCUUGUGCUAAGGUCCAUGUUCUAGAGCACUUGGAAAUCGGAGUAAAAGGAUUACCAGCAGGGAGUGGUAUAAUAUUAGUCCUAUAUGCAGAGAAGAGUCUCCAGACUGAGCUUGUCCAACUGUGUGAAGGGUUGAAUAUAUACUGUUGUAUUAUUGAGCAGUUUAUUUUUGAAAGCCUGGUCUGA
Molecule: messenger RNA, 759 nt
Organism: Bufo bufo (common toad)
Lineage: Eukaryota; Metazoa; Chordata; Amphibia; Anura; Bufonidae
Product: probable N-acetyltransferase 16
Exons: 3
Coding region: 1-759 (252 amino acids)
Source: RefSeq, a predicted model, not a curated record